UGCCCAGGGUCAACAGCUAGUAAGUGUCUGAGGCCAGAUUUGAACUAGGAAGGGGAAUUUUCUUGAUUCCCAGUGUUUGAUCCACUGCACCACUUGGCUUCCAGUUGAGAUGAUGAAAUAUAAAUUCGUAGUGGAUCCAGUCAGCCAGGUCUCACAAUUUCUCCAGCUUGGUUCAGUAGCAUGUGAGUAGAAAUAAAGGCAGCAGAUGGUGGGAGUAUCCAAGGUUGAGGCUUGACAGGGAAAGAUCUUCUCCAAGAAAAGGGGACAAGGGAGUCAAGAGGACAGCGUGGAAUUAAACUGGUUCAGCAAGGGGGCAAGAUGGAGAAGAGAGGAAAGAGUGUAACCACUGCAGGGGAAGAACAGUGGAGGUCCUUGGGAGGAUUUGAGGUUGCAAAUACAGAGGAAGAGAUGGAAUGUCCAGAGCGUGACCAGAUAAGGGAAUUUCAGAGUUCAUGGACACGGAAGGAGCGGAGGUACAUUUGCGGGGGGUGGCAAGGUCAAGGAUGUGGCCAUUCCUGUGUGUGAUUGAGGAGGAGUGGAGGAGGAUCAUGGGAUGUGAUAAGCUCAUGACCUGGGAGUUUAUAUAUAUUGACGUCCCCUCAGAUGAGGGCAGAAGCUGGGAGAGGAGAGGCUGGGAGCCAGGCACCGGACUUGUUGAAGAAAGGAGGAGAGCAGCCGAGAGACAAUGCUACCAUACUUGAGCAACGGGUCCAAUCAGGAACUUCAACCAGCACCUGGGACCUUCUUGCCCCAGAACGCCCCUCCAUCAUGCCAGAAACCUUCUUCUACUGGUGAAUUCCUCCUGAGGCCUCCAGAUGAGAAUGGAAAUGAGGCUGGCCAGACUUCAUUUCCCUCCAGGCUUCACUUCUGGCCUUCUGGCCUUGAACCACGGAGUAACAGUGGCAGUCUCAACCCAGAAGUUCCCUUGGCACCUGCAGCCUCUUCAUCUAAGAAAAACCGGUGGACUUCUCAGACUGGAACAUCUGUCUACCAGGCUGACCCCUGUCUGCCAUGGGUGAGUUCCUCUCAGGGACUCCAUUUUGGGGAGGGGACCAGGCCAAACACUCCUCCUUCCCCUCCUGCCUCUGUUUCUGACAUUCUGGACUUGAAUAUUAGGCCUCAGCAGAAGUCUCACCCUGAAACAUCCCUCCACCAUGCCAACUCCCUUAUCUCAUUAGUGAAUUCCUUCCAAGGCUGUCAUUUGGAGGAGCAGCCCAGACUGGAUAACGAUAUCCCUCCUGCCUCUGCUUCUGACUUUUCGGACUUGAAUACCAGGCCUCAGCAGCAGUCCUACCAGGAAACACCCCUCCAACAUGCCAGCUCCCUUGCCUCCUUAGUAAAUUCCUUCCAAGGCUGUCACUUGGGGGAGGGGCCCCACCUGAAGAACUAUUCACCUCCUGACUCUGUUUCUGACUUUCUGGAUUUGGACGCCACAUCACAGCAGUCCCACCCUGGAACAACCCUCCAUCAUGCCAGCUCCCUUCUUCCUCUGGUAAGUUCCUCGCAAAAUCUCCCUUUAGAGGAGAAGACCAGGCCAGUCAACCUUCAUUCCUCUCCUGGCUCUGCUUCUGACUUUCCAAACUUGGACACCUUCGCUCAAAUGCCGCCUCACCCUGGAACGUCCCUCUAUGAUGCUGGUCCCUUUCUCCCAUUGCUGAGUUCCUCCCAGGGACUCCAUUUUGGGGAGGCCCCCAGGCCAGCCAGCCAUCAUUCUCCUCCUCUCUCUGAUUCUGACUUUCUGGAUCUGGACUCCAUGCCACAGCUGCAGUCCCACCCUGGAAUACCCUUCCACCAUGCCAGUUCACUUCUCCCAUUGCUUAGUUCUUCUAGGGCUUUUUAUUUAAGGGAUGGACAUGGUCUGGCCAGCCACCAUUCUCCUCCUGUCUCUGCUUCUGAUUUUCUGGGCUUGAACACCAUAGCUCAGCUGCCGCCUCACCCCAGAACCUCCUUCCCCAAUUGGAGUCCUUUUCUCCCAAUGCCUAGUUCCAGCAAGAACCUGUAUUUUCAGGAAGGGCCUGGGUCAGCCACCCUUCAUUCCUUUCCUAACUCUGCAUCUCAAUUUCCAGACUUAUGUACCAUGCCUCAGCUGCCAUCUCACACUGGAACAUCCCUCUACCAUGCUAGCUCAGGUUUCCCAUUCCCAAGUCCCUCCCAGGACCUCCAUUUUGGGGAGGGACCAAGACUAGCUAACCCUCAUUGCCCAGUUGGCCCUGCUUCUGACUUCCUCAACUUGAACAUCAUGCCUCAGCUACAGACCCCGGCCGGAAUAGCCUUCCACCAUCCUGGAGCCCAUCUCCCAUUGGCAAGUUCCUCUGGAGUACUCUAUUUGGGGAAUGGACACAGGCCGACUGACUUUCAUUCAUUUGCUGGCUCUGCUUCUCCAUUUCUGGACUUAGACAUCAUGCCUCAGCUUCAGUCUUUCCCCACAACUUCCCUCCACUAUGCUGGUCCCCAUCUCCCAGUGGUUAGUAACUCUCAGGAUUUCUGUAUUGGAGAGCCCCCCAGACCAACCAACCCUCAUUGCCCUGCUGUCUCUGCUUCUGAAUUUCUGGAUUUUGACACUUUGCUUCAGCUGCAAUCUCCACAGCACCCUGGAACAUCCCUUCACCAUACUAGCCCCAGUCUCCCUUCCAUGAAGCCCUCUCAGGGCUUCCAUUUGGGAGAGGAGCCAAGGCGGGUCAACUUUCAUUCCUCUCCUGGCCAUGCUUCAGAACUUCUGACCUUGGACACCUUGCCUCAAGAGCAUUCUCAUCCUGGAACAUCCUUCUGCCACCCUGCCUCUUAUGUCCCAUUGGUGAGUUCCUCUCAAGGCUUCCAUGCUAGGGAUGAGCCCAGGCCACUCAACCCUAAUUCCUCUUCUGAUACUGCUUCUGACUCAGCAAGAUUAUACACCGUUCCUCACCCGAAGACCCAUCCUGGCCCCCAUCUCCCAGUAGUGAGUGCCUCCCAGAGCCGCCCUGACAAGGAGACCCCCAGGUCAGCCAACCUUCACCGUCCUCCUGUUUCUGCUUCUGAAUAUCUAUAUUUGGACACUCUGCCUCAACUGCAAUCUCAACUGUACCCUGGAACAUCCCUCCACCAUGCUGGCCCCCAUCUCUCACUGAUGAAUUCUUCUGGGAGUCUCCAUUAUGGGGAGGAGCCCAGGCAGGCCAACCUUCAUCCUCUUCCUGGCCCUGCUUCACAAUUUCUGGACAUGGACAUCAUGCCUUGGCUGCAGUCCCACUUUGGAACAUCCCUCUUCCACCCUGGCCCUCAUCUCCCACUGGUGAGUUCCUCACAGGGCCUCCAUCUUGGGGAAAGAUCCAGACCAACUGACCUUCGUUCCCCCUCUGGCUCUGGUUCUGCCUUUCGGGACAUGGACAGUCGGCCUCAACUUCAGACUCAACUGCACCCUGGAACAUCCCUCCACCCUGAUAGCCCUCAUCUCCCACCUGUGAAGUCUUCUCUGAGCCUCCAUUUAGGUAAGGAGCCCAGGCCUACCAACCUUCGUUCUGCUCCUGACUCUCUGGAAUUAAACAUCAUGCCUGAAGUACAGUCUCCACCUGGAACAUCCCUCCACCCUCUUGGCCCUCAUCUCCCAUUGGAGAGGUCCUCUCCAGGCCCACAUUUUGAGGAGGAGACCGAGCCAGCCCAUCUUCAUUCUCUUCCUGGCUCUGCAUCUAACUUUCUAGAUUUGGCUACCAUGUAUCACCUGCAUUCUCACCCAGGAAAUUCCCUCUACCAUCUUUACCCUCAUCUUCCAUUGAUGAAUCCUUCCCAGGGUCUCCAUUCUGGGGAGACUCCCAGACCAGCCAACCUUCAUUGCCCUGCUGUCUCUGCUUCUGAUUUUUUGGCCUUGAACACCGUGCCUCAGCCGGAGUCUCAGUUGCGCCCUGGAACAUCACUCCACCAUCUUAGUGCCCACCUCCAAUUGGUGAAUCCUUGGGGCAUCUGUUUUGGGGAGGGGCCCAGGCCAGCCAACCUUCAUCCUUUUCCUGGCUCUGCUCCUGACCUGCCAGACUUGGACACCGUGCCUCAGGAACAAUCUCACCCAGGAACAUCUCUACCAAGCCGCCCCCGCUUUUCCAAAAGAUGAGUUCCUUUAAAGGCUUCCAUUUUGGGGAAGGCCCUGACUGACCAACCUUCAUUGCCUUCCUGGAUCUGCUUCAUGCCUCAGUUGCAGUCCCAUACAGAAAUGUCUCUCCCCCGUGUGGACCCUUUUUUCCCCCCAAGUGGCUACUUGAUAGGGAAAGGGGCUCGGGGGAUGCUCCAUUUUGGAAGGAUCCCAGACCAGCCAACCUUCAUUCCCUUCUUUGCUCUACUUUUGAUUUCGGAACCUCGACACUAUGGGUCAACAGCAUUCUCACCCUGGAACAUCCCUUCAUCAUAGUCGCCCUCUUUUCCCACUGUUGAGUUCCUCUGGGGUUCUCCAUUUUGGGGAAGGGCCCAAGCAGCCAGCCUUUUAUUCCUUUCCUAGCCCUGCUUCUGAGCUUCUGAACUUGGACUCUACCUCAGCUAAUCUCACCAUAGAAAUGUCUCUGCCUUGCUGGCCACCUUCUCCCACUCCUGAGUUCCUCCUGGACCACAUGAGCCAACCUUUAGUCCUCUUCUGGUGAGGACUUCUGACUUUCCUGUCUUGGACACUGUGCCUCAGCUGUAUUCUCACCCUGGAGCAUCAUUCCAACAGUUUCCCCCACCCCCACCCCCACCCCCCACCCCAUUGAUGAAUUCCUCCCAGAACUCAAAUAGCUUACUAUUUGUAAAGCACUUAGCCCAGUGCCUCGUUUAUAGGCACUGUUAAAUAAAAUAAAUGAUUUUUGCCUGCUUGUCUAUA
Molecule: messenger RNA, 4813 nt
Organism: Monodelphis domestica (gray short-tailed opossum)
Lineage: Eukaryota; Metazoa; Chordata; Mammalia; Didelphimorphia; Didelphidae
Source: RefSeq, a predicted model, not a curated record